AUGAGGACCCUGGACUCCAUCGACAAGAAGCUAACCAGCCUGGAUGCUCGUCUUGCCCUGGUGGAGGUUCUCCACAAGGAGUUUAAAGCUCUGAGGGGGUAUCUGGACUACAGCCAGGAACAACAAGCAUCGCUCACAGUUGGUGGCGGUAAUGCACAUCUACAGGUAUUUGCCAACCUACAUAAAAUCCUACAAGAAGAAGGAUUUCCGGUUCCGCUAGCCCCGCCCCCUCUUCCCAAACACGUGGAUCUCUUCCGGGUUCUUCAUCCUUUGUUCCCUGUUCGUCAGCAGCCCAGAAGCGGGAGUGUUGAUAAAGCUGUAAGAGAGCUGCAGCAGCAGCAGUUGAUGAACUCUGGAAAGAAGUCCAGCAGCUUGAGGAACAUCUGGUCAAAGAAACUGGAGGGAAGCAGGAGCUCAAACAGCGGCAGGACGCAGCAGAGGAAGAGACACCAGAUGAUGGAUGAUGUUUUCCAGCCCAGAUUAGUGCUGCCAGCAGAUGUUAAAGAAGAGGCUCCUGAAGAACAGAGUCCUGAUGUGGAUCAGCAGGAGCCAGAGUCCCUCCAGAUAAAGGAGGAACAGGAGGAACUCUGGACCAGUCAGGAAGGAGAGCAGCUCACUGUGAAGGAGGAGACUGAUACCAGGUUUCCAUUAACUGCAGCUCCUAUCAAGAAUGUUAAAGAAGAUGCUCCUGAAGAACAGAGUCCUGAUAUGGACCAGCAGGAGCUGGAGCUCCUCCACAUAAAGGAGGAAAGUGAAAGAAUCUGGACCAGCCAGGAUGGAGAACAACUGAAUGUGAAGAAGGAGACUGAUGAUACCAUGUUUCCAUUAACUGAUGUCCAAAUGAAGAGUGAAGAGGAUGAAGAGAAACCUCUGUUCUCUCAGUUUCAUCAACACCAAACAGAAGACAGAGAUCUUCCAAGCAGCAGCUCAGCUGAUCAGAUAAAAUCAGAAAUUAAAGAAGAGGAUUUUGGAACAGCAGAAUCCAGCAGGAACCCAGAUCGAAAUAGUCAUGGAGGCUCUUCCAACUAUUCAGAGACUAAAGACAGUGAUGAUGAUGAUGUGAAGCAUCAUAAAUCUGAGCUUAAACGCUUGUCAGACUCUGAAACUGAAGACAGUGAGGAGGAUUGGAAGGAGAGCAGGGCUCCAGGGUCAGACAGAAACACUGUCAACAAAUCUUUGAGCUGCUCUGAGUGUGGAGAAAAUUUUGCUAACAGACGCUCUCUUCAGAGUCACAUGAUAUGUAAUCCAAGAUUAACGUCUUCAGAUUGUUCCGGUAAUGAGACGUGUUUCAGAGAGAAGAAAACUAUAGAUUCACUGACAAAAGUCCAGAAAGGUAGUAAAAAGUUUAACUGUGGUGAGUGUGGUAAAGGUUUUAACUGGAAACAUGAUUUAAAACGACACACAAAAAUCCACACUGGGGAGAAAUCCUUUAUUUGUGAUGAAUGUGGAAAAAGAUUUUCCUACAAGUCAGAUUUAAACAUACACACGAGAAUCCACACAGGAGAUAAACCUUUUCAUUGUGAUGCAUGUGGAAAUUGUUUUUGCUACAAGUCACAAUUAAACACGCACAUGAGAAUCCACACAGGAGAUAUACCUUUUAGUUGUGAUGCAUGUGGAAAAAGAUUUGUCUCCAAGUCACAAUUAAACACGCACAUGAGAAUCCACACAGGAGAUAAACCUUUUGGUUGUGAAGUAUGUGGAAAAAGAUUUGUCUCCAAAUCACAAUUAAACACGCACAUGAGAACCCACACAGGAGAUAAACCUUUUAGUUGUGAUGCAUGUGGAAAAACAUUUCGCUACAAUUCACACUUAAACACGCACAUGAGAGAUCACAAAGGAGACAAACCUUUUAGUUGUGAUGCAUGUGGAAAAAGAUUUGUCGCCAAGUCACAAUUAAACACACACAUGAGAAUUCACACAGGAGAUAAACCUUUUUGUUGUGAUGUAUGUGGAAAAAGAUUUGCCUUCAAGUCAAAUUUAAACACACACAUGAGAAUUCACACAGGAGAUAAACCUUUUGGUUGUGAUGCAUGCGGAAAAAGAUUUGUCUCCAAGUCAGAUUUAAACACACACAUGAGAAUUCACACAGGAGAUAAACCUUUUGGUUGUGAUGCAUGCGGAAAAAGAUAUGUCUCCAAGUCAGAUUUAAACAUACACAUGAGAAUUCACACAGGAGAUAAACCGUUUAGUUGUGAUGCAUGUGGGAAAAGAUUUGUCUCCAAGUCACAAUUAAAUGCACACAUGAGAAUCCACACAGGAGAUAAACCGUUUGGUUGUGAUGCAUGUGGAAAAAGAUUUGUCUCCAAGUCAGAUUUAAAUAUACACAUGAGAAUUCACACAGGAGAUAAACCAUUUGGUUGUGAUGCAUGUGGAAAAAGAUUUGUCUCCAAGUCACAAUUAAACGCACACAUAAGAAUCCACACAGGAGAUAAACCAUUUGGUUGUGAUGCAUGUGGAAAAAGAUUUGUCUCCAAGUCAAAAUUCAACAUACACAUGCGAAUCCACACAGGGGACAAACCCUUUGCCUGUGAUGCAUGUGGAAAAAGUUUUGCUUCAAAAUCAUAUUUAUACAAACACAUGUCAAAUCCACACAGAAGCGAAAAAAACCAUUGAGAUGUGAAAUCCUAACCAACACACUAGAAUUUACAUAAAAGAUAAACCCUUUGCUGGUUAUGAUUGUGGAAAAGAUAUAAGCAUAAUUUAAGACACUCUUUACACCAUAUUGCAUAGGUCCCAGGAAACAAUGUUUUUCCACGUCUGUUAUCAGUUUAGCUAGCCAAUAGUGGCAGAUUCAUGGAAGUCCCAGUUGCUUGGGUUGAAAAGCAGCAGCUCGCUUGUUUAGUUUGCCUGCAGUGUAUAUUCACCAGGUAGUAGAUAGUGGGGAAAAAGUGCUUGCCUUCCUCCUUUCUUUUUUUUUGCAUGUUCGUCCUACUUAAUUGUUUCAGAUUAUCAAACAAAUUUAAAUGUUAGUCAAAGACAUUACAAGUAAACAAAAAUAGCAUUUUUAAAUGGUUUUCAUUGUUAACGGAGAGACCAAAUACAUACCUACAUGGCCCUGUGUAAAAAGGUGAUCACCUAAACUUAAUAACUGGUUGGGCUAACCCUUAACAGCAACAACUGCAAUAAAAAGUUUGCUAUAACAUGCAAUGAGUCUUUUACAGCCAUAUGGAGGAAUUUUGGUCCACUAAUCUCUGCAGAAUUGUUGUAAAUCUGCCAAUUGGAGGGUUUUCGAGCAUGAACGACAUUUUUCUCAGUUUAUAAUACAGUUUUAAAGUGAAAAUGUAUGCUUCAAACAUGGAUUUUAAUCCAACCAGGAGCUGUCUUGCCUUUUCUUUGCCUUGAAGCAACAAAACACUGAACUCCACUUUGUCAAACGUCCUUAGAAACUGUUAAAAUUGCACCUCUACAUGGAGUUUGUAUUAAGUCUGUAAAAGUCACAAAUUGCAGGUGUGGCAGGAUAAUUGGUUCUAGUUUUAUUGCUGAUAAUCACAACAAGGCUCAAGGUGCAUGCAUGGCUCAAGGAGGGCCAGAGGCUGCUGAAGCCUUGGCUGCGGUGACGGACCGGCGAAAGGCAGCGCUUUGCCAUCCCUCCAAAAGGCCACCGCCGAUUUGGAGUGAAGGCAAAGUGCUGCAUUCCUCUGUGUUUGUUCCAACUUCAGGGAAACGAGAGGGCCGGGGCUCGCUUGUAGCUGUGUGUGCUGGCAGCUCGAACAAGCUGGUUUUUAUCUUGAACAAAGUUUCUGGUCGUCGUUUCCUGGUGGACUCAGUUGCGCAGCGGAACGUUAUGCCAGUGUCGGAGGCAGACAUUUUGUGUCAGAGCCACGGAUGACCACCAGAUGCUGCUAAUGAUGUUUAAAUGGACGUCAUCUUAACUCGGACUUUGUAGUAGCAUCUAUUCUGGGUGCUAAAUUUUUGUGUGCUUUCCGGUUGUUAGUGCUUGUUGCUAAUAGUUGAUUUAUCGAUGCUGUGUUUUUUUAAACCUAUCCCUGUACACUUGGGGGUCCCGGCCAUCGGCCCCUUUCUAAUAUGUUUGCCAUGGGUGAUGAGUUUCAGCUCUUGUUGACUGAGUUUCCUGCUCUUACAGUCUCUCACUUUUUCCGCUAUAAUAGCUAAACAUGGGGUAGAGCACUGUAUUUCUAUGCCACUAUAUGCCACUAAGUUAGCAAUAGCUAAGGAGGAGUUUGCUAACAUGGAUGGCCUCGGCAAUGUAUGCCGCUCCAAAAGGUCCAUGGGCAUCUCCUUUACAUAUUGUUCCCAAGGCCGCUGGGGGUUGGCGACCCUGUGGGGAUUUUUGGCGCCUUAAUAAUGCGACCAAUAACAACAGAUACCCAGUACCUCACAUCCAGGAUUUUUCCGCCCAUUUGGCGGAUGCUACUAUUUUUUCGAAGGUGGAUUUGGUGCAAUGUAUCCAUGCAGAAAUUAAUUAAACCCUCAUAAUUAGAUCAAUUACAUAUACAGCAGGAAAUGUUCACAUUUUAAAGCUAUGAAGUCUGGGGGGCCCAUUUGGUGUAUGUUUUAAUUCUUUCUUUUGCAGAAGUGUAUCACUAUGAUUGAGUUUAACAUCAAUCACAUAUGAUGAAAUGAGAGCCUAAUCUUUAGAGUAUCAAAUAAAUAAUGAUCAUAUUACAUGGAUAAGAUGUCAUCAAACAGUAAAAUGAAUGUAUAUUCGCACUCUGAAACAGAGGACUGAAAAGGCCUGUAUAGAGUCACACAUUAACUGUGACUGUCUUAUCUUUUUCAGAAGUAGAGAACUACAAGUAUAAUCAAAGAAAAAUGUAUGAUAAUUUUCUAUUUUUCUACAAUUAUUAAAUGUAAUGAAGUGGGGUAAUGUUAAUCAAUUGUGAUGUAUGAAUAAAACUGAAGUGAUGGUUUUUUAGCUGUAACUGGUGUGAGAGCAAGAAGCAGAGAAAUACUGUGUUAGAAAGCUUGAGGCUGAGCAGAUAAGGAGGGCACCAUGGCUUGGGAGCCAAAGGCGGCAGAGACAUAACAUUAGGACGGGAGGGGCAAAGGAGAGCCAGCUCAUGGGAACUGGGCAUGGAUGGAAGGUCAACGAGCAAGCUCAAGUCAUAACAAGCAUGGGAGUGAGAAACGAGAAGCCAGGUUCAUGCUGUUUUUCGUCAGUCUGAAGUUCGAAAAACAGGCAAAAGUCAUAACACAGGGAGCCAGCUGCUGGCUGUUUACAACUCUGUCUACGGAGGCCAGGAGACAGCACCGAAAAGUCACGGUGACCGCAUAACUCAAUGACGGGAAAGCUUGCCGGGCAACGGGGUGAGCGGUGAGGCUAGCGGCACUAUAAAAACUGCCAAAGGUUGUUUCCUCGCAGAAGACCAGUGAACAAGAUCGGACGGAGAAAGAAGCUACAGAUGAAUCAGAAGACCGGAGAUGCAGCCCCGCUGACAAUUCUGCAUUAUAGAAAGGAUCAACCCGUGUGCUCUGAGAAGAGCUGCAACCCAGAAUUGAGAAUCUGAAUUUCAUCUGUUGCAUUUUUACCAAGACAACUGAAGUGAACUUGGUCAGUGAACAACUGAUUGCUCCAAGUUUCAGGCUUCUGGAAAUCCUGGCCAACCUCAAUUACACCUCAAAGGUGUAAUUGAGGCAUUUGAGGUUCAACUAUUCCAGAGGCUGAAUAGUUGAAGGUGUAAUACACCUUCAACUAAUCAGCCUCUGGAAGCUACCGAAUUUUGAAACAUAUGCCAACAGUUUCUGUUUUUUAAAUUUUUUUUAUUUUUAAAUUUUUUUCCAACUUGACCAUCGAAACCCCAAGCAUCAGCGCUUGUCCACUUAGAGGAAGAAAACUUAAGAUUUGCCUUUCACCCACGAAGAAAAUCACUCUUGCCUAAUGAAGAAAUAAUUCCAUUCGGAUCCAUGGUGAACCUCCGUCUCCAAAGCCUCUUUAGCCUUACCAGUUUCAGCAUUAGGGAAAGAUAGGUUAAGUUGAUUGAUUUAUUUCUAUUAUUCAAUUUUUGACGUUUUGCUGAUUUUUAAGCUGUUAC
Girardinichthys multiradiatus is the source of this 5993-nucleotide messenger RNA. RefSeq names its product zinc finger protein 665-like. Gene Ontology annotation, cellular component: nucleus. The record is from RefSeq and is a predicted model, not a curated record. Gene Ontology annotation, molecular function: DNA-binding transcription factor activity, RNA polymerase II-specific; RNA polymerase II cis-regulatory region sequence-specific DNA binding. Gene Ontology annotation, biological process: regulation of transcription by RNA polymerase II. Lineage: Eukaryota; Metazoa; Chordata; Actinopteri; Cyprinodontiformes; Goodeidae. Bases 1 to 2613 code for a protein of 870 amino acids. The transcript has 4 exons.